Messenger RNA from Danio rerio (zebrafish), 3553 nucleotides. RefSeq names its product glucosamine (UDP-N-acetyl)-2-epimerase/N-acetylmannosamine kinase (gene gne). The record is from RefSeq and is marked validated. Gene Ontology annotation, biological process: UDP-N-acetylglucosamine metabolic process. Lineage: Eukaryota; Metazoa; Chordata; Actinopteri; Cypriniformes; Danionidae. Gene Ontology annotation, molecular function: UDP-N-acetylglucosamine 2-epimerase activity; N-acylmannosamine kinase activity; hydrolase activity, hydrolyzing O-glycosyl compounds. Gene Ontology annotation, cellular component: cytosol.
CGACUAUAUAAACUCGUCAAGGGAAUGAACUACAGAUAAUCGCGUCGGACGAGCUUUACUAUCUGAGAAUGCAGCGAGCGCAGGAGAAGAUGGAGCGGUUGGAGAAGCCAAAGAAAGAAAGACUCCGCGUGUGCGUGGCCACUUGCAACCGAGCGGACUACUCCAAACUGGCACCCAUCAUGUUUGGCAUCAAAUCUCACCCGGACAUCUUUGACCUGGAGGUGGUGGUGCUGGGUUCACAUCUCAUUGACGAUUACGGAAACACGUUCCGUAUGAUUGAGCAGGAUGACUUUGACAUCGGCUCCAAAUUACACACCAUAGUUCGCGGUGAGGAUGAGGCUGCCAUGGUGGAGUCUGUCGGCCUGGCGCUCGUCAAGCUUCCCGAUGUCCUCCAACGUCUCGCGCCCGACAUUCUGCUGGUUCAUGGUGACCGUUUUGAUGCUUUGGCUCUGGCGACGGCGGCGGCUCUGAUGAACAUUCGGAUAUUGCAUCUGGAGGGUGGAGAAGUGAGCGGAACCAUCGACGACUCCAUUCGCCAUGCCAUCUCCAAACUGGCACACUACCACGCCGUGUGCACGCUCUCUGCCGAGAGACACCUCAUCUCCAUGUGCGAAGAUCACUCUCGCAUCUUACUGGCCGGCUGCCCGUCGUACGACAAGCUGCUCUCCGCCUACAAACGAGACGAUUAUGCGGACAUCAUCAAGUCGUGGAUCGGGGACGACGUGAAGGAACAGGACUAUAUUGUAGCCCUCCAGCAUCCUGUUACCACAGAUAUCAAGAACUCCAUCAAGAUCUACGAGUUAAUGCUGGACGCUCUCAUUUCCUUCAACAAGAAAACUCUCAUUCUCUUCCCGAAUAUUGACGCAGGCAGUAAGGAGAUGGUUCGUGUGAUGCGGCGGAAGGGAAUCGAGCAGCAUCAGAACUUUCGUGCAGUAAAGCAUGUGCCGUUCGAUCAGUUCAUCCAGCUGGUGGCUCACGCAGGCUGCAUGAUCGGAAACAGCAGCUGUGGAGUUCGGGAAGCCGGAGCGUUCGGGACGCCUGUCAUAAAUCUGGGCACUCGGCAGACAGGCAGAGAAACAGGGGAAAAUGUUCUACAUGUGCGAGACGCAGACACUCAUAAUAAAAUCUAUCAUGCCCUCGAGCUGCAGUUUGGAAAACGCUACCCCUGCUCCAAGAUCUAUGGAGAUGGAAACGCAGUCCAGCGCAUUUUAAAGUUCCUGCAGACCAUCGACCUCUCAGAGCCUCUGCAGAAGAAGUUCUGUUUUCCUCCAGUGAAGGAGUGCAUCUCGCAAGACAUCGACCACAUUUUGGAGACCCAGAGCGCACUUUCUGUCGACCUGGGCGGAACAAACCUGCGUGUCGGCAUCGUCAGCAUGAAGGGUAAAGUGGUCAAGAAGUACGUACAGUUAAAUCCCAAGACGUUUGAGGAGAGGAUAGAGCUGAUUCUGACCAUGUGUAAACAGGCCAUGGCAGAUGCCGUUCACCUUAACUGCAGGAUCCUGGGUGUGGGUGUGAGCACAGGGGGCCGUGUGAACCCUCAGGAUGGUGUCGUUCUUCACUCCACCAAGCUAAUAAAGGAGUGGAGUUCGGUGGACAUCCGCACGCCCCUCUCCAGUGCCCUGCAUCUACCCGUGUGGGUCGAUAAUGAUGGGAACUGCGCUGCUCUGGCUGAGAGGAAGUUUGGCCAUGGCAAAGGCGUGGAGAACUUUGUUACCAUUAUCACUGGAACCGGUAUUGGAGGUGGUAUAAUCCAGCAUAAUGAGCUGAUCCAUGGCAACACAUUUUGCGCAGCUGAACUGGGACACAUCGUGGUGUCGCUGGAAGGACCAGAAUGCAUGUGUGGAGGCCACGGCUGCAUAGAGGCCUAUUCAUCAGGUCUCGCUCUGCAGAGAGAAGCCAAGAGACUCCAUGACGAGGACUUGCUGCUGGUGGAGGGAAUGACUCUGAAUAACAAAGAACAGGUGAACGCCAUUCAUCUGAUCAACGCUGCUCGACUCGGCAACUCCAAAGCAGAGACUGUCCUUCACACCGCGGGUACAGCUUUGGGUUUGGGCAUCGUGAACAUCCUGCACAUGAUCAACCCGUCUCUGGUCAUUCUGUCUGGGGUUCUGGCGGUGCAUUAUGAGACUCCGGUCCGCCAGGUGAUCGGCCAGCGGGCACUGCUCACCGCACAGGGGACCAAAGUCAUGGUGUCCGACCUGGAGGACCCAGCGCUGCUAGGAGCCGCUAGUAUGGUGCUGGAUUACACCACCCGCAGAACUUACUGAAAUAUCACUCACAGACUCAAAGAACCAAGGCCAAUCAUGUGCAGCAUCCUUGCUCUGAAGGUUUUUUUAAAAUGUGUAGUUAUUUCUGUAGGUGCUGUUUGCGAAUAACUUUUAAUAAAAAAAUAAAAUAAAAGUUUACAUUUACAUAAUAAUUUUGUGUGUAUAAGCUAUAUUUAUUAUGUAUAUGUAAAUACACACGUGCAUCUAUACAUGUUUGUAGAUGUAUAGAAAAUGCUUAUUUAUAUUAAUAUAUACAAUAUUUAUAUAUAACAUAUAUUUAUAUAUGUCAUUUCAUGUAAAUAUUUUUAAGUUAUAUAUGUGUGUGUGCAUUAAUACAUAUAUAAAUAUACACCGUUAUGUAAAUGCAAACUUUUAUUUUUGUUUUUUGUCUCGGUUAAUUUUUAAACAGCACUAGUACUUUUAUUAUUUGGGAACAAGUAUUGAAGGAUAAAUUAAAUUUUUGUGAGAAAGCUCUUAUUUAAUGUUUGUAUAAAGGAAAACACACUCUGUGUCUUGCUUUGGUUUUUUUUUGUUUUUUUUAAUUGUUUUUAGAAAUUGUACCAUGUAAAAUGUUGGUAAAAUUAUGGCUUAUUUGUUGCCAAGCCUUUUUUGUCUUCCAGAAUUAUGUUCAACUAUAUUAAAUUAAACAUGUUUGAGUUUAGUUUUCGCUUUGAACAAAAUAAGGUCCUUUAUCAUAGUAUUUUUAUUUUACUAUGGAUUUCAUCUUUUUAAAUCUCAUAUAAAGUUUUUGAACAUCUCGAGGAUGACUAAACGCUUAGUACAUUUUCAUUUUUGGUUGAACAAUGCCUUUAAAGACACUCAGCUGUAUGAAUGGGAAAAAUGUCUGUCCACUGUGUUUUCCUUAAUUUAAUAUUUAAAAUCAUGUACAAACAUUUAUAUUAAAACCAAUGAGAACACUGUUACCUUUUAUUGCCAAUGAAUUUAUUUAAUAUAUUAAGAGUUCAGUUGUAAACCUAUUGAAUAUACGUGGGCCAAAGAUGAGAUGCUUCAUUAUGGUUUCCACAUCAAAUGCAAUUGUUUUAUAUACACUGAAAGCUUAGUAAAUGGAGGUAGAAAUUAUUUUGUAAAAAUUAAAUGUCAAAUGUAUGAAAAAAAUUAUCUUCCAUUGUCAUUUAGUGUCUCACUUAUGCUUUUGGAAAUGUGUAAAAGAAUAAUUAAUCGUAUAUAAUGUUGUUAUAUUGGAAAAGCUUGUUAACACUUGGGUAAAGCCUUGUGGUUUGAAGGAUUGUGGAAAAUAUAAAGAAUUAAAAUGACAUUUAUUCAGA